UUCACAUGGCCCCUAGCGUAUGUAAUGCUUUCCACACUAUAAAAGGGAUAUUGAUUUAUGAGUUUUAUCAGUGGAUAGAUACUAUAAGAUCAUUUCUCCACUUCCACUCUCUCUCCCUCCUCAAUGUCACCCUUGUUGUUAAAGAUAACGCUUGUGCUGCUGUUUAUGUCAAUUAUUAUUCCUCAAAAAUCAGUUGGGGAAUACGAGCAAUGGUGCAUAGCAGAUGAACAAACCCCAGAUGAAGAGUUGAAGGUAGCCCUGGAUUGGGCAUGUGGGGAAGGUGGUGCAGAUUGCAGUAAGAUUCAGGUAAACCAGGCUUGUUAUUUUCCAAACACUAUGACAAACCAUGCUUCCUAUGCCUUCAAUGAUUACUUCCAAAGGUUCAAGCACAAAGGAGGAUCUUGCAACUUCAAAGGAGCUGCCAUGAUUACAGAACUAGAUCCAAGUAAGCGUUAUCCAUUGACAGUUUUUAAAAAAAAUGAGCGAAUCCCAUGUGCUUAGAAAGUAGAAAGUGGGAAAUUCAUGUGGUUGGUCUUUGGUCAUCAUGUGCUGCUUCCUUUUAAUGUAAUGCGUAAGAAGCAACUUGCAUCUUAGAUAUACUAAAGCAAGAAAAAGGAAACAAAUCAGAUAUUCUAAUAUUUAGAAUGUAAUUUCAUUUAUUAAAAUAGAAUUUAUUUUACUUAGAAA
Messenger RNA from Gossypium raimondii (Peruvian cotton), 687 nucleotides. Its product is annotated as glucan endo-1,3-beta-glucosidase 4. Bases 124 to 501 code for a protein of 125 amino acids. The record is from RefSeq and is a predicted model, not a curated record. Lineage: Eukaryota; Viridiplantae; Streptophyta; Magnoliopsida; Malvales; Malvaceae. The transcript has 2 exons.